Procambarus clarkii (red swamp crayfish) is the source of this 516-nucleotide messenger RNA. The record is from RefSeq and is a predicted model, not a curated record. Lineage: Eukaryota; Metazoa; Arthropoda; Malacostraca; Decapoda; Cambaridae.
AUGAGUCACAAUAACACCUGGAGACCUGUGCACACCAUGAGUCACAAUAACACCUGGAGACCUGUGUACACCAUGAGUCACAAUAACACCUGGAGACCUGUGCACACCAUGAGUCACAAUAACACCUGGAGACCUGUGCACACCAUGAGUCACAAUAACACCUGGAGACCUGUGCACACCAUGAGUCACAAUAACACCUGGAGACCUGUGCACGCCAUGAGUCACAAUAACACCUGGAGACCUGUGCACACCAUGAGUCACAAUAACACCUGGAGACCUGUGCACACCAUGAGUCACAAUAACACCUGGAGACCUGUGCACGCCAUGAGUCACAAUAACACCUGGAGACCUGUGUACACCAUGGGUCACAAUAACACCUGGAGACCUGUGCACACCAUGAGUCACAAUAACACCUGGAGACCUGUGUACACCAUGAGUCACAAUAACACCUGGAGACCUGUGCACACCAUGAGUCACAAUAACACCUGGAGACCUGUGCACACCAUAAGAACAUAA